AUGUCAAAAUCGUCUUUUGUAGAUGAAACUUUGGAGUUCACAUCAAGCAUGCUUGGGGAGACAAUGGAAUCUGUCACGUCAUCUAAAACUAGUGAUAAAGCAAUAAAGGCUGAGGACAUGUCUGAAGAUAUUGAUGAUCAAUUUCUGGACCUUGCAUCGAGUUCAUCUCCACCUUUCUUGGUUCCACGAAAGAAACUUAGAGUAAAGGAAUUUGGUGUGAUUCCUAGUCUACGGAGCUUCAUGUCUAAAGCAUUUGUUUCUGAUGCCGUUAGUGGCCAGAUCAAGAAAAUUGUGCUGGGAGUCAACUUAUGCAGUGAAAGUCAAAGAGAGAAGGUGAUGAAGGCGUUAUCUGAGGUUAAGGGCGUGCGAACAAUUGAUUUUGAUACAAAUGAUGGGAGACUAACUGUUAUUGGGGAUGUUGAUACUAUGGAUGUUUUUGACCUUGUAUGGAAUAUUGAAGGCGUAUAUAUGAUAAGUGUAGAACCUGCAAAAUAAUCUUAAAAACACGAAACAGAUGAUUCUGCAUACAAAUGAUUGGCAAUUCCAAAGCUCCCGGGUGAAUUAUGGUUGAAGUAUAACUACCAUGUUUCUCCCAACAGAAAAUAGGAGAGCAACUGUCAUUAGAAUUGUUGGUACUGUGAUAGUGUUAACUUGUGUGAGGAAGAUUGAGACGAGAAGC
Molecule: messenger RNA, 679 nt
Organism: Lactuca virosa
Lineage: Eukaryota; Viridiplantae; Streptophyta; Magnoliopsida; Asterales; Asteraceae
Source: the annotation of a GenBank genome assembly